This is a messenger RNA of Ophidiomyces ophidiicola, 1347 nucleotides long. RefSeq names its product tRNA A64-2'-O-ribosylphosphate transferase (gene RIT1). The coding region runs from base 1 to 1347 and encodes 448 amino acids. The record is from RefSeq and is a predicted model, not a curated record. Lineage: Eukaryota; Fungi; Ascomycota; Eurotiomycetes; Onygenales; Onygenaceae. The transcript is spliced from 5 exons. Gene Ontology annotation, molecular function: tRNA adenosine(64)-2'-O-ribosylphosphate transferase activity. Gene Ontology annotation, biological process: charged-tRNA amino acid modification. Gene Ontology annotation, cellular component: cytoplasm.
AUGGCGGCGCCCAUUUCGAUUACGGACAUUGAGUUCCCGUCCCAGAGCCAGAGCCUGUCGCACAUCUUGUCAGACCUUCGAAGAUCAACCCUGUCCAUCACGAACAGGCUAAAGUCCGUUGAAACAGAUUCAAGAUUCGUCCAAGAAGUGGCCGGCCACUAUGGUCUGCCAUUGGUCGCCAACGAGCGUUGUGGAAGCUGGUAUAUUCCAACCCAGCACAAGUCCGGCAGUGCAUAUUUCAAGAGCACCGAUGGCCAUGCAGGGCAGUGGGAUUUCAGCCUCCGCCGGCUAAAUCUACAGGUUUUGGACAUUCUUAAUGAACAUGGGGGAUGUAUCAUCGUGGAUUCGACCAGAAGGGGGAAAUCAAUGCCAGAUGCCCUCUCGAAGACAGCUCCCAUUUGGGCUGCUGUCAUGAACAGAACCCUGUUUCCCGAGGAAAUCGCAUACCGCGAUGUUCAGUUUCCCCCAAACUUUCUUGGUGCGUCUGAAGAAUCGCAAAUCCAAAGCCGGAUUGAUGGUUUUGUAGAUCAGUUCAAGAAUUUGCAGCUUGACCUAUGUAGCCUAAAACAUAGAAUGGGAAAACCCGCACGCAUUGCAUGGGCUACCAGGGAUUACUAUUAUCCCGAUUACUCAGACCGCAAUAAUUUCCAUCUAAUAGUUCUAUGCUCGGCCUCGAGACGCGUGCGAGGCGCUGAGAUGUCGGAAGGUGGGUAUAUCCAAGGAGCCGGAGAUGACAGCGAAGGGUGGGCUUGCGGGCUCACGCCAGACCUCUUUUGGAAGCAUAAAGGCAUUUUGAUGGAUUCAAGAGAGGAAGAUUUACCUGAAAUAAUUCGUGACUUAACUGAGAAACACCGUCAAACACCCUCAUCUGAGGAAACAACCCUUAUCGCGCCUACAGGAAACAUUUUUGUUGGUAAUCGAAAAAUUUUGGACAAAAGAACUCGUGCUGUCGGCCUAAUAAUCGAUUGUCAUGGGGAUCCAACCGUUUCACAGAACACACAAUUCAAUCUUGGAUGCCACACAGGGAAGAUUGGGAGCCGCGAUUUACGAAAAGUUUUGGAUAAAAUUGAGGAAUUUGUUUCCAUUAACCUGAACAAAGACUCGUCUCAAAAUUUAACUAUAGUCUGUGACACUGGGAAAGAUUUAUCUGUUGGUGUAGCUCUUAUGGUACUUUGCCUAUUCUUUGGUGAAAAUGGAGUCUACGCCCGCCAAAAGCGACAGGAACCCAUAACUAAACAAUAUAUCCGCCAACGGCUGGCAUGGAUAGUGUCGUCAAAACAUGAUGUAAACCCAUCACGGUCAACCUUGCAGUCGAUAAAUUGGUAUCUCAUGGAACGGCGAGACUGA